CUAAAAGACCUAACUAUCCUGUUUCAUCAGUUGAAGAGUAUUACAGAGUGUCAGUAUAUAUUCCUCUGGUAGAAAAUAUAUUAAAUGAUAUGAAGGAAAGAUUUAAUAAUGAAAAAAAUCAAGCUUUUUUAUUUUUAUCUCAACUUACUCCUAAAAACAUUAUUAAAACUAACAAUGAUGAUAUUGUUAAAGUAGUUGAUGUCAUUAAAAAAUAUUAUACAUUUGAAGAUAUGGAUUUUAUUGAUUUGGAAGCAAUGAACCUUAAAACUGAAAUUAACCUAUGGAAAUCUAAGUGGAUAAGAAUAAAAGAUGAAGGUCUAGAUGUCAUCACUUCUGCGGAAACUUGUAAUGAGAUACUUUAUCCAACUGUAAAGAAGUUGCUUUUUAUUUUAGCAUGCUUGCCUGUUAGUGUAGCCUCAGCUGAAAGAUCAUUUUCUACUCUCAGAAGGUAAUGCUUAAUUCUAAUUGCAUGCAUAGUAUAUUAGUAUCAUAGGCAUAACUAAAAGGGGAGGGCUUUGUUGGGCUUCAGCAUAAGUUGGUAUUAACUUUUUUUUACCUACAACAUAAAUUUGCUAUAAAACAUUUUUGGGAAUGUUUUGCCCCCCUAACGUAAAGUUACGCCUAUGAAUAGUAUAAAUUAUAGUUAGUAUUUAAUCAAGUUUAUAUACCUACUUCAGCUAUUGCAAUUUUAAAAAUA
Messenger RNA from Myzus persicae (green peach aphid), 697 nucleotides. RefSeq lists its product as uncharacterized. The record is from RefSeq and is a predicted model, not a curated record. The transcript has 2 exons. The coding region runs from base 90 to 452 and encodes 120 amino acids. Gene Ontology annotation, molecular function: protein dimerization activity. Lineage: Eukaryota; Metazoa; Arthropoda; Insecta; Hemiptera; Aphididae.